AUGGAAUCCGAGGCGUUAUUUAAUUAUUUUCGUAAAUUAGCUAAAACAUAUAAGGAUUUAUGUAAAGUCAAAAUUGGUAUAAUGAGAAGCGUAAUAAUAUACAAUCCAGAGGAUGUAGAGACUGUGCUUACCAAUGCGAAGUAUAAUAAAAAAGGUUAUUUUUACUUCUCUCUUCGCCCUUGGUUAAAUGAUGGUCUCCUGUUAAGUAGCGGUGAAAAAUGGUACGAACGAAGAAAAAUUCUUACACCUGCAUUUCAUUUCAACAUUCUUCGUUACUUCAGUACCAUUCUCAUUGAAAAUACUGAAAAAUUUGUUGAAAGUCUCGAAUUAGAAGUAGACAAACAAAAAACAGAUAUUUAUCCUUUUAUAUCAAAUAUGACUUUGAAUUCAAUAUGUGAGACAGCAAUGGGAACCCAACUGGAUGAAGAGACGUCAGGCAUAGGCAAACGCUAUAAAGACGCAAUACAUACACUGGGAACAUAUUUCAUUUAUAGAGGACAAAGAGUAUGGUUUCAUAUAGAUUUUCUUUUUAAUUUAAGCUCAGUUGGUCGCAAACAAAAGGAUUUAUUAAAUUUAUUAGGAUCAUUUCGGGACCGCGUAAUUAAAAGACGUCGAGAUAACUGCGACUAUAAGAAUUUAUAUGCAGAUGUAAAUAAUGAUCCUGAAGAAGAUUUUUAUAGCAAUAAAAAAAAGCGGUUGGCAAUGUUGGAUUUAUUAUUAGCUAUGGAGGAGCAGGGAAAAAUCGAUAGCGCGGGAAUUAACGAAGAAGUUGAUACUUUUAUGUUUGAGGGACAUGAUACAACUGCAACAGCUCUUCUGUUUACUCUAAUGUUACUGGCCAACCAUCAAGAAGAACAGAACAAAGCCUUUGAAGAAUGUUUCCAAAUUUUUGGUACAUCUAAACGGAUUGCUACAAUGAGUGAUUUAGCAGAGAUGAAGUAUCUAGAAAGUUGCAUCAAGGAAUCACUGAGGCUUUACCCACCUGUAAGCAUCAUAUCGAGGGCUUGUGACGAUCCACUUCAUCUAAGAUACUACAAGUGUCCACCUGGUACUAGCUGUACUAUAUCCAUUUUCGACUUACAUCGACGUAGUGAUCAAUUUGUGGAGCCAAUGCGAUUUCGUCCGGAAAGAUUCAUGGAAAAACCUACUUGGCACACUUUUGCAUAUAUACCAUUUAGUGCAGGACCUAGGAAUUGCAUAGGUCAAAGAUUUGCAAUGAUGGAAAUGAAAAUAGUGUUGUCAGCGGUGCUACGUGCAAAGUGGCAAAAUCGAAGAAAAAUUUUAACUCCAGCUUUCCACUUUAAUGUUUUACAAAAAUAUUAUCCAAUUGUCCAAGAGAACAGUCUACGAUUGUUACAACGCCUAGAUAAAACUAAUGGCAAAGCCGUCGACAUCACUCCCAUUCUAUCUGAAUAUACUCUAAACACCAUCUGUGAAACUGCAAUGGGAACACGGCUGAGCGAGGAGGCAACCGACGAAGCAAAAUUAUACAUACAAUCAUUACACAAACUCGUAAAUUUAUUGUUUAUAAGAUUUCGUAAUAUAAUUUACAUUUCAGAUUUUAUUUUUAAUAUGUCUCCCACUGGAAUAAAACAACGAGAAUGUUUAUCAGUCGUUCAUCAUUUCACAGAAAAUGUCAUACAACAUCGAAAACAAAAUUUUCAAGAAGAAUCUGAAAAUGAAAAUUACGACACCGAUCGCACACAGAAAAGAAAAGUUAUGUUAGAUUUGUUGAUUACUUUUGAAAAGAAAGGUUUAAUUGAUAGUAAAGGUAUACAAGAAGAAGUCGACACGUUUAUGUUCGAAGGUCAUGACACGACGGGAGUAGGAUUAUGUUAUUGUUUAUUGUCUUUAGCAAAUGAACAAGACAUACAGGAUAAAGUGUACCAAGAACUGGAGAGUAUAUUUGGUGAUGAUACACGACCAGCUACUAUGGAUGAUUUGGCUAAAAUGCGCUAUUUAGAUUGUUGUAUUAAAGAGUCGUUAAGGCUCUAUCCACCAGUGCCGUUUAUAAGCCGUAAACUACCUGUUGAGACUGUUCUUAGUAAUUACACAAUACCAGCCGGGGCAACAUGUCACAUCCAUAUAUUUGAUUUGCAUCGUCAAGAGUAUUUAUUUAAGAAUGCGCUUAAGUUUGACCCGGAUCGAUUUUUACCCGAAAAUAGUGUUGAGCGACACAAUUAUGCGUACAUACCAUUCAGCGCUGGUCCUAGGAACUGUAUCGGUCAAAAGUUUGCUAUGAUUGAAAUGAAGUCUGCUGUCACAGAAAUCUUAAGAAAUUUCAAACUAGUUCCGGUCACCAAGCAUACGGAUUUAAAAUUCGCUUCGGAUUUAGUGCUAAGAAACUCUGGACCAAUUUAUGUCAAAUUCGUAAAAAGAAAUAGUAAU
This is a messenger RNA of Brenthis ino (lesser marbled fritillary), 2388 nucleotides long. Lineage: Eukaryota; Metazoa; Arthropoda; Insecta; Lepidoptera; Nymphalidae. The record is from the annotation of a GenBank genome assembly.